Chiroxiphia lanceolata (lance-tailed manakin) is the source of this 2988-nucleotide messenger RNA. RefSeq names its product prostaglandin-endoperoxide synthase 1 (gene PTGS1). Gene Ontology annotation, biological process: cyclooxygenase pathway; response to oxidative stress. Gene Ontology annotation, cellular component: neuron projection; cytoplasm. The transcript is spliced from 11 exons. Lineage: Eukaryota; Metazoa; Chordata; Aves; Passeriformes; Pipridae. Gene Ontology annotation, molecular function: prostaglandin-endoperoxide synthase activity; oxidoreductase activity, acting on single donors with incorporation of molecular oxygen, incorporation of two atoms of oxygen; heme binding. The record is from RefSeq and is a predicted model, not a curated record. Bases 1 to 1818 code for a protein of 605 amino acids.
AUGGGCGGUGGGUGCCGGGCCCGGGCUCCCCCGGCCGCGGGGCUGCGGCUGCUGCUCGCCCACGCCGUGCUGCUGCUCUGCGCCGCCGGGAGCGCCGCCGGCACCGGCUCCGUGAAUCCCUGUUGCUAUUUCCCCUGCCUGCACCAAGGGGUGUGUGUGAGGGUUGGUCUGGGAGAAUACGAGUGUGACUGCACGAGGACAGGAUACUACGGGGUCAACUGCACCUCCCCUGAGUUCUGGACGCGCCUCCACAACCUGCUGAAGCCCAGUCCUGCCUUCUACCACUUCAUCCUGACCCACUUCAAGUGGUUUUGGGACAUUAUCAACAGAACCUUCAUCAGGGACACGCUCAUGAGGCUUGUGCUGACAGUUCGUGCCAAUCUCAUCCCCAGCCCCCCCACUUUCAACUCCGAUUAUGGCUACAUCAGCUGGGAGGCCUAUGCCAACGUCAGCUACUACACCCGCGUCCUCCCGCCCGUGCCGGACGACUGCCCCACGCCCAUGGGCACCAAAGGGAAGCAGCAGCUCCCCGACCCCCAGCUCCUGGCAGAGAGGUUCCUGCUGCGGCAGAAGUUCGAGGCUGAUCCCCGAGGCACCAACAUGAUGUUUGCCUUCUUUGCCCAGCACUUCACCCACCAGUUCUUCAAGACAUCUGGGAAGAUGGGCCGUGGCUUCACCAAGGCUCUGGGGCACGGGGUGGACCUGGGACAUCUCUACGGGGACAACCUGCAGCGGCAGCACCAGCUGCGACUCUUCAGGGAUGGGAAACUGAAAUUCCAGGUGGUGGAUGGGGAGAUGUACCCCCCCGUGGUCACCGACGCUCCCGUUCACAUGGUGUACCCGUCUGCCGUGCCCAAGGAGCAGCAGUUGGCCAUGGGGCAGGAGGUGUUUGGGCUGCUGCCGGGGCUGUGCGUGUACGGAACGCUCUGGCUGCGCGAGCACAACCGCGUGUGCGACGUGCUCAGGCGGGAACACCCCACCUGGGACGACGAGCAGCUCUUCCAGACGGCGCGGCUCAUCCUCAUCGGGGAGACCAUCAAGAUCGUUGUUGAAGAUUAUGUCCAGCACCUCAGUGGGUACUACCUGAGCCUCAAGUUCGACCCUGAGCUGCUGUUUGGGUCACAGUUCCAGUACCGGAAUCGCAUCGCGGUGGAGUUCAACCAGCUCUACCACUGGCACGGGCUGAUGCCCGACUCCUUCGUCAUCCAGGGGGAAGAGUACAGCUACCAGCAGUUCCUCUACAACACCUCCAUGCUUAUGGACUACGGCGUGGAGGCACUGGUGGAGUCCUUCUCCAAGCAGGUAGCAGGAAGGAUCGGUGGGGGACAGACCAUCAACGCCAAUGUCUUGCAUGUGGCCAUUGGGGUCAUCAAGGAAUCCCGGCAGCUGAGGCUACAGCCCUUCAACGAGUAUCGGAAGAGGUUUGGCAUGAAGCCCUACAAGUCCUUCCAGGAGCUGACAGGAGAGGAAGAGAAGGCGGCGGAGCUGGAAGAGCUGUAUGGAGACAUUGAUGCUCUGGAGUUUUAUCCAGGCUUGCUGCUCGAGAAACCCCAACCCAAUGGCAUUUUUGGGGAAAGCAUGGUGGAGAUUGGAGCUCCAUUUUCCCUAAAGGGGCUUUUUGGAAAUCCCAUCUGCUCCCCAGAGUACUGGAAACCCAGUACAUUUGGUGGAGCCACCGGCUUUGAGAUAGUGAAGACGGCAUCGCUCAAGAAGCUCGUGUGCCUCAACGUGAAGAGGUGCCCGUACGUCGGGUUCCACGUGCCAGAUGCUGUGGAACAUGGCAGCCCUCGGGCUGGGGGACCAUCUACAGAGCUCUAGCACUGGGAUGACCUGCCCAGGGAACAGUGGGGACACAGGGACCUGCCCACCCCUGUGCCGAGCAGGAGCAGGACAGGAGAUGAUCCCAUCCUGAAUGUCCUCCAUGCCAGCCCUCGAGGAGAGGCUGCUCCCAGCUGGAGUGCCUCAGGAGUGUGGCUGCCCUGCUGUCCUCAGCAGACUCACAUCUCUUGCUACUGAAUACCUUGCACAAAACCAGCUUUGGGGUUCCCCAGGGGAUGCUCUGGACUCCCCUGUGCUUCGUCACCCUCCAUCCCCGCUGCAUCCCAGCACCAGACCACCAGCAGCCCCUCUUCCACAGGGCCUCCCCACUCGGGACAGAGGAGUGCAGAGCCCUCACACUCCUCCCUCCUCUGCUGCACCUGGUUACGUGAUGAGCUCCCCAAUGGACAGGAAGGACACGGUUUAGGUGUUCCUGCUACCCCAGCAGUGGCUGAGCUUGCAGCAGGAACCUGCCCUGCUCUGCUUCUCCUGCAUCCUCUGGACUGUCCACCCCAGCCUGUCCAGCACAGGGGCACAGCCGGGACACAGCCAGGAGAAGGAACCAAAGCAGUGUCUCUCCUGGAGGAGACCAGGGGAGAAGCAUCAGAUCAGACCUCCCAGACCUCCUGUGCCUCCAACACACUGGCUUGGACCCUGGCACGUGCUGCUGGCUGCCCACCCGGGGCUGCUCGGAGCGAGAUGCUGCCUCUGUGCACACACAGCAAUGGAGUCCCUUCCAUCCCACCAUCAUCACACUUCCCUGCACUAACAGCUCAGCAAACACAUCCUCACAGCACACAGAGCCUGCUGCUGUCCUGCUCCCUGCACGCAGACGUCAGCCCUCGCCCAGCCCAGCCACGUGUCACUGGCAGCCACUGUCACUGGCCUUGAUCCCCAUCAGAUCCCAGGUCACCUCCAGGAAAACGGACGUUUAAAGUAAUAAAUGAUUUUAAAAACUCCUCUCACUUCUGGCUGUGCCGGGUCAUUGCUGACCGCACAUGAAGAAUAAACGGAGUGACCACCCUCCUUAGGAGAUGCUUCUGUGGGGGUCUCUGAGCCCAAGUGUCCCCUGCAGGUUUGAGCCACGCUGCCCUUCAGCCACCCCCAGCCCUGUGCUGUCCUGAUGCCACAGUUCAGGGUGUUUGGGUGAUGGUUUCAGGCAUGUGGUGG